Messenger RNA from Ooceraea biroi (clonal raider ant), 1651 nucleotides. It is a transcript of the gene Rrp40, whose product is annotated as exosome complex component Rrp40. Gene Ontology annotation, cellular component: cytoplasmic exosome (RNase complex); nuclear exosome (RNase complex). The record is from RefSeq and is a predicted model, not a curated record. Gene Ontology annotation, biological process: TRAMP-dependent tRNA surveillance pathway; CUT catabolic process; poly(A)-dependent snoRNA 3'-end processing. NCBI's taxonomy places the organism in Eukaryota, Metazoa, Arthropoda, Insecta, Hymenoptera, Formicidae. Gene Ontology annotation, molecular function: RNA binding.
UAAAAAGUGGUUAUGCGCACGUGUUCAACGAGGUUGAACUUUCAAAGCGAUCGCACUUAAGAGCUACGCAGAAAAUUAUCAAAAAAGUUUUUUCGUGUCUCUUUAACCAUUCGAACGAAGUAAACUCCCGGUUCUUGAAAUGGAGGUUAACGUGGGCGACGUAGUGAUGCCAGGUGACAGUAUAAGGAAUAUCAAAAAGGAAGGAAAGGAGGAGAAGGAGACUAUAAUCCUAGGUCCUGGAUUGCGCCGUGAAGACGACGUCGUGUACAUCUGUAAAGCGGGUGUCCUGAGGAAACGAGAGCCGGUCGUGUACUACGUGGACGGUUAUCAAAAACGAUACAUCCCAAGUCGAGGCGAGAACGUGAUUGGCAUAGUGACGCAGAAGAGCGGCGACAUUUAUAAAGUGGACAUAGGCGCCAGCGAACAGGCGACGCUCUCCUACUUGGCGUUUGAAGGUGCUACGAAGAAGAAUCGACCCGACUUACAGGUCGGCGAUGUAGUGUACGCCAAGCUGUUGGUCGCUAGCAGAGACAUGGAACCGGAGUUAGUGUGUGUGGAUUCACAGGGCAAGGAGAAUGAACUCGGUCAAUUGAGCUCGGAUGGCAUGAUGUUUACGUGCUCGCUGAGUCUCGUGAGAAAAUUGCUCAAUCCUGACUGUCCGUUGUUCCGGAUGCUCGGUAGGAGUCAGGCAUACGAGAUUGCCGCUGGAAUGAACGGCAGGAUAUGGAUUAAAGCGCGAACGGUCCAAGAGACGAUAGCCGUGGCAAACGCUAUUCUUGCGGCAGAAUACACGUUACCCAGUGAAAUGCAGAAACUCUGUUCAAAAAUUGAGAAAACGUUGCUUCUAGUGAUGUAACCAAGUGUAUCAGCAGGACUGGACCUUCAAGUGUGGCAGUAUUACAUAUAUAUAUAUAUAUAAAAUAUAUGAUGUAAUAUCGCCUCUCAAAGUGAGCAAAUUCAUUUCGAAGCAAAUUCGAUUUACAAGACUAUAUUAAAUAUAAAACUGUCUAACUUACUAUGCAUAAAUUUAGAAGGCUAAUAUUUGUUAUUAUCAAUGACAAUGAAAGUUGUUUUAAUAUCUGUACGGUUUUUAUAAAUAAAUCUGAUUGUAAAUAUAUACUAAUAUUAUUGAUAUGUAUGUAUAAAAGAUUUAAUCCCUGUAUUUUAUAAAAUUGUUAUAUGGAUAAUUACAUCCUGCUGUAACAAUUUAUUCUGCUAACAGAUGAAAAUUAUUACUAAAAUAUUCUAUUAUUACAUCAACACAUACAUUAAUGGAAAUAGCAAAUUUAUGGCGUGUAAAACACUAGCAUGCAAAACAAUGCGAUCAUGGAUAAGUAGAAAUAAAAUAACUCAUCGCUUCAUAGGAAAUUCAAUGUUUAAUUUUGCUUAACAAAGGAAACUUGGUGUCAUUUAGAUGUUACAACACAUACCGUAUAUUACGCUAGUAAUCGCAAACAGUACCGAUUAUAGAUACAAAGUGCAGAGCGCUGCUGAUUAAGAGUUUUUUUUUUUUUCAAUUGCAGCUCACUGAUAUGUGCCUAGUGUAAUACUUCUCAUGGCUCCCAUGAAUCGACUACGUACGUAUAGUCUAGAUAAUAGUGUGAUCCCAGCAAACACAAAGUAACAGGUAAUAUACAUGUUAGUUAUAAUU